This is a messenger RNA of Aspergillus aculeatinus CBS 121060, 827 nucleotides long. RefSeq names its product DNA-binding protein. Bases 158 to 562 code for a protein of 134 amino acids. Gene Ontology annotation, cellular component: cytosol; nucleus. Gene Ontology annotation, molecular function: DNA binding. The record is from RefSeq and is a predicted model, not a curated record. The transcript is spliced from 4 exons. NCBI's taxonomy places the organism in Eukaryota, Fungi, Ascomycota, Eurotiomycetes, Eurotiales, Aspergillaceae.
ACUUUGGGUUUCCAUUCAAUACAAUUUUACUUUAGGAUCUCGCAGCAGAGAUUCUCUUGGUCCGACGAUCUACACUGAAAUUCCCCGAGCAGACCGCACUGAUCAAGGAGAAACCCCCCUUUCCACAGAUUGUCGAUCAACUUGACCAGUAGCAACCAUGGCCGACGCAGAGUUGGAAGAGAUCAGACGGGCCCGCAUGGCUCAGCUCCAGCAACAGAGCGGUGGUGCACGCGGCGGGCCAGGUGACGGCCAAGAAGAUCAGAGAAAACAAGCUGAAGCCGACCGCCGUGCCUCCAUUCUGAACCAGAUCCUCGAACCGGAAGCCGCCGACCGCCUGGGCCGCAUCCGCCUCGUCAAGGAAUCGCGCGCCAUGGACGUGGAGAACCGCUUGAUCAUGCUCGCGCAGACCGGCCAACUGCGCCAGAAGGUGUCGGAGGACCAGCUGAAGCAGCUGCUCAACGCCAUGGCCGAGAACCAGCGCAAGGACGAGGAGGAGCACAAGAUUGUGAUCUCGCGGCGCAAAGGUGGCUGGGACGACGACGACGAUCUGUUGGACUUGUAGAGGCGACAACAACAAAUCUGAUGUGAUGAAGUGUUAUUAGCGAGAGAGACGUUUGACGUCCGCAGGUGAUGAUGAUGGUCUUUUGCAGUCUCUUUUAUGAUACCUUUCGCCUGCUCCUCUUUUCUCCGGCCCAGUCUAGAUUCUGGGUGAACCAUGCAUGCGCUUUAUGUUUGGGUUAUUGGCUCUGCAGCGGUGGCGGGAAAAAUGGCCUCGAUAUGAAAAGCUACUCUUACGCCUGCUUCGUGCGGAAGGCCGGCUUGCGUAC